This is a messenger RNA of Colletotrichum graminicola M1.001, 540 nucleotides long. RefSeq lists its product as uncharacterized. The record is from RefSeq and is a predicted model, not a curated record. NCBI's taxonomy places the organism in Eukaryota, Fungi, Ascomycota, Sordariomycetes, Glomerellales, Glomerellaceae. Gene Ontology annotation, molecular function: serine-type endopeptidase activity. Gene Ontology annotation, cellular component: mitochondrial inner membrane peptidase complex. Gene Ontology annotation, biological process: mitochondrial respiratory chain complex assembly. The coding region runs from base 1 to 540 and encodes 179 amino acids. The transcript is spliced from 2 exons.
AUGGCAUACCGCUCGCUAUGGGCGCGCGCGCGAGGCAGCUUCCUCGGUGACACGACGAUUCGGUUGUUGGGUUUCGCAACCUGGGUACCCGUCGCGAUAACGUUCAACGACCAUGUUGCGAGCAUCACGCGCGUCAAAGGUGGCUCCAUGUACCCCUACUACAACGAGGACCGCGACAAGACUUUAUUAAACGACAUUGUGCUCACCUGGCAGUGGAACCCGAUGGAUGGGCUGCAAAAGGGCAUGAUCGUUACGUUUAGGAGCCCAUUUCAUCCGGAGACCGUUGCAAUCAAGCGAGUUAUUGCACUGGAGGGAGAAUAUGUCACGACGAGGGCGCCGUACCCGGAACGAAUAGUCAGGGUACCACAAGGGCACAUCUGGGUCGAGGGCGACGGACCGCCAGAUGAGACUUUGGACAGCAACACAUACGGGCCGAUAUCAAUGGCGCUGAUUACGGGGCAAUGUGUGUGGAACAUCUGGCCCUGGCGCAAGUUUGGACGCGUGAGGUGGGAAGAUCACAAGUUCAAGCCGAGAUACUGA